AUGAGUUUUAGUGCUUCGAACAAACCUGAAUACGUCAAUUUAAAAUCAAUUUUCGGGGAUAAUAACAACGCGAGUCGUACGUCGAAACAUGUAAAGCGAAGGGCACCGUUGCCCCCGAAUAAUAAUAAUAAUAAUAAUAAUAAUAAUAAUGGUUCUUUAAAACCCUCCGAAAACGUGAGGCAACCGUCCGAAAGUUCUUUUCGUGACACGCCGAAAAAAAUCGUCGAUAAAAAUGACGGUAAAGAAAUGAAUGCAAAAUUGCAAAUAAUGGAAGAUGGUUUGGGUGGUGGUGGUAGUAGUGCCGUCAACGAAAAAGAUUUCGAUUUGAAUUCUCAACUCAAGGAAUUAGAAAACAUAGCAAAAUGUUAUAAUAAUUUAAAAAUAAAAAUUGAAAGAAGUACAAACCCCUUCGAAGAAGAUGGAAAUGAUUACGAUGAGAAUAAAAAUCCAUUUUACGAAAGUAAAGUAGUCAAAAUGGAAGAAGAGGAAGAAUUCGAUGAGAAAAAUCCAUUUCGUAGUAAAACGAUGGUGGAAGAAUUUAACGGAAGGAACAACAACGCGAGCGAUAAAUACAUUUUGGGGAGAAGUGAGGUCAACGAGGGAAACAAACACAAUUCGGAAAUCAUAUUGAAAACGGACGCGGAACAAAACGGUGUGGAAUUGAGGAAAAAUUCGACGCCGUCUAAAAUCCCCAAAAGAACUCUGUCGGUGAAUUCGGGGGAAAAUGCUGCAAAAAAGGAAAAUUUUCAAAGGAACGGUGAUAUCAGGCACAGCGUGGGUCCGGGAACGAAAGACACGCCGAAAGUGAGAAAAGAUAGAUUUUUGAGAGCAACGUCGGAUGAUAAUCGGGAUGCAUUGGAAACGUUUAAAAAACCCUGGACGAGAGUUUCGGCCAAAUUCAAACGGGAACCUCUUAACAUUGCCAACAAGGGUCCUGGAAGGGGAAACAACAACAACAACAACAACAGCAGCAACAACAGGCCGACUUAUCGCAAGAAUGUGACUAACGUUCAGUGCAAAUGUCAAAUUUUAAAUACACCUUCGUUAGAGGAGAAGGAGAAGGAGGAUAGGAGGAGGAUAAGCGUACUAAAACAACAACAACAACAACAACAAAAAAAUUGUUUUAUCGUAAGAGGCGGUGAGUUGUUGGGACCAUUUGUGCCCGUGACUCACGCCACUCUGGUUGAAUUACCAUACCUAAAACCAUGA
Molecule: messenger RNA, 1209 nt
Organism: Pediculus humanus corporis (human body louse)
Lineage: Eukaryota; Metazoa; Arthropoda; Insecta; Psocodea; Pediculidae
Exons: 7
Coding region: 1-1209 (402 amino acids)
Source: RefSeq, a predicted model, not a curated record